This is a messenger RNA of Podarcis lilfordi (Lilford's wall lizard), 465 nucleotides long. The record is from the annotation of a GenBank genome assembly. NCBI's taxonomy places the organism in Eukaryota, Metazoa, Chordata, Lepidosauria, Squamata, Lacertidae.
AUGAAGGGUUUGUGUGGUCGCUGUGAAACCCACGCAGAGCGAUUAUAGUGAGAGGAGUACGACCAGCAGCACAGUCUCUCUCUUGCCAGGAAGAAGAAGAAGGAGAAGAAUAGAUCCCUCGGCCGUCAAAGCCACCCUGAAGGUCCUGGGCUUGUGUGCGGUUCUCCUUCUGGUGUUGGCCGCCGUGACCGUAUCCGUGGCCGUCAUGGCGUGGCACUCGAAGCGGCUCGCCAACUCAGGAGGUGCCGGGAGCAGGUGGCGACGAGACUGCGGCUCUUGGGGACAAGGGUGGCCGAACUGGAGCGGGAGCGGGCCAAGCGCGAGAAGCAGCUGGAGAAGCUGGCCCAGCGAGAGAAGGACUUGCAGAAGCAGCUUGGUCAAGCCAAAGAGAGCAGGAAGAGGCUCAACGCCACCUUGAUGGGCUGCUUGGAGAACGUGGUAUUUUGGGCUCUGGUGGGCGGGGAC